Messenger RNA from Neopelma chrysocephalum (saffron-crested tyrant-manakin), 7459 nucleotides. RefSeq names its product growth differentiation factor 7 (gene GDF7). Gene Ontology annotation, cellular component: extracellular region. Gene Ontology annotation, molecular function: growth factor activity; cytokine activity. Lineage: Eukaryota; Metazoa; Chordata; Aves; Passeriformes; Pipridae. The record is from RefSeq and is a predicted model, not a curated record. The coding region runs from base 1 to 1248 and encodes 415 amino acids. Gene Ontology annotation, biological process: SMAD protein signal transduction; BMP signaling pathway. The transcript has 2 exons.
AUGCGCCUCCGCGCCGCCGCCGCCGCCCUCUGCCUCUGCCUGCUGGGCGCCUGCCGCCUCCGUCGCGGGCUGGAGGCCGCCGCCGUGCGCGGCCCGUCGGCGGCCGCUCCCCAGCGACCCUCGGCAGCCGCGCCUUCCUCCGCCUCCUCCUCCUCCGCCGCCGCCUCCCCCUUCUCCUCCCCACCGCGGAGGGACGGGGCUCUCCGCAACGGCACGGUGGUGCCGCACCACUACAUGGUGGCCCUGUACCAGCGCCUGGCCGCCCGCCGCGGCCCCGGCGGCCGCGCCGACACCGUCACGGGCUUCGCGGAGCGGGCGCGCAGCGAUGCCUCCCUGUCCGCCUCCGAGCAGCGAUACCUCUUCGACAUCUCCAGCCUGCCUGAGGCAGAGGAGGUGACGGGUGCAGAGCUGCGGAUCCUGCGUGCCCUCCCUGAAAACCAGAGCUUGGCCCUGUCCCCCGAAGGCACCUUCCACCACCUCCUCCUUUCCACCUGCCCAAGCCAGGAUGGUCAGGAGCCCCGACUGCUGGACUCCAGGGCUGCAGACAUUUUGGACGCAGGCUCCUCCAGAUGGGAGGUUUUUGAUGUCUGGGAAGCCUUGCGAGAUCGGAGGGAGAGAUCUCUCUCGGGCAAGCUGCUGUGCUUCCUGCUGAGGAUCGUCUCGGAUCAGUCGGGGCAGCUCCUGCCCCCCCGACAACUGGGGUUCAGCAAGCCCCAGCCCCAGCCCCACGAGCGAGCCCUGCUCGUGGCCUUCUCCCGCACCCAGAGGCAGGAGAAUCUCUUCAAGGAGAUCCGGGAUAAGAUCAAGGCCCUGGGCAGCCCCCCAUUCCUGGAGCCCCCUGAUCCUGGCCAGGAGGUGUAUCCCAAGCGGAGGAAGAGAAGGACCACAAUUGCUGCCCGGUCUGGGGGCAGGGGCCACGGGAAGAAGGCGAAGACCCGCUGCAGCAGGAAGCCCCUGCACGUGAACUUCAAGGAGCUGGGCUGGGAUGACUGGAUAAUCGCCCCCCUGGAUUAUGAGGCAUAUCACUGUGAGGGGGUCUGCGACUUCCCCCUGCGCUCCCACCUGGAGCCCACCAACCAUGCCAUUAUUCAGACCCUGAUGAACUCCAUGGACCCAGAAUCCACCCCCCCAAGCUGCUGUGUGCCCUCCAAGCUCAGCCCCAUCAGCAUCCUCUACAUAGACUCUGGGAACAAUGUGGUUUACAAACAGUACGAGGACAUGGUCGUGGAGACAUGUGGCUGCAGGUAGCAAUUUCUGCAGCUCUCCUCCUCCCCACCCCUCCCUGCCCUGCCCAGCAGCCCUGCCCCAUUUUAUAUAUAUAAAUAUAGAUAUAUAUAUAUAUAUAAAAAAAAAUAUAUAUAUACAUACACAUUUUGGUGUGUGCCUUUCCAAAAGCCAAGCUCAGAGCAGGUGUCCCUUGCCUUCCCUGGGCCACCCUGGCCCAGGGCUGUGAGGCUCACACCCCCUGAGGCUGUGAGGCUGAUGCCAUCUCUGUGCCUUGCCUGCUUCCCAUGGGAAGGGGGGGUACACAGACUGGCAGAGCCCCCAGGAAAUGCCUGUUCUGCCUAUGAGCUCUGCCUGCUGGGCUUGGUUUUCCCAGGUGGAGCUGACACUUUCUUUCCCAAAGGUUUUGGAAAAUGUCUGGCCAAAAUUGUCUUGGUGGGAAUGAUGACCUGGGGUUGGGGGCAGACGGAGUGGUGGCUGCGGGAGAGGAGUCUUGUCAGCAUCACCUUCUGGCUGGGGCAGUGGGAUGGAGGUGAGGUGGGAAUGCUCAUUUAUUUGAGUUAAAAGAGGUUUUCUGUCUGCCUUCAAAUCACCAUCCCAGGUUUUAUGGUGGAAAAACGAGGGAUCCCUGGGGGAAGGCAGGGGAUGGAGAACCCGUGGCUGCUGGGUGUUGAAAUCGUUUGGUCCAGGCCUGCUUGUAGUGGGGAGAGAUUUGUGAGUCUGCUGGUGGGGGCAGAAAAGAAGGUCCUUGUAACUGGAGGCUAAAGCAAGAGUCAGGUCUGAAGUAGAGCUCGUGCUGUCGAAAAGAUGGGAAUGGUCGUGGGAGGUGUUAGCUGGGGAUGCCCUUGCUCCAUGUAGUCCUAAGUGCUGGCCCUGUUGUUAAUAUCCUGCAGGAGGUAUUGGCUGGUGGGUCCCCUCCCUUUCGUGCACAAAACCUCAUUCCCAAGGCAUAGUGGGAACUCGGCAUCAGGCCCACAAGUCACACAGCCGUCCUCAGCAUGUCUGGAGAGAAACAAAGGUCCUGAGUUCCCCAGGGAAGAGCCAUUUCGCUCGGGUUCUUCUUUUUCCAAAUAAUCUCUAUAAAAGCACUUAGCUCCACCCUAUCGUCCUUUGGCAUCGAUUUCCCAGUGAGCUCCAUCCCUCCUUGGAGCACCGGCCUGUCCCUACUCCAUUAAGGGAGCCCAGAUCUGCCAGGAACAGACCUUUCCUAUGCUGUGGGCUGAAUGUCACCCUUAGAGACUGCUACAUAAAAUGGGGUGCUUUGACCCAUGCUGAAAGGGCUGCAGGAUUUUAGGAACUCAGGAGCUGAGUAUAAAUUAUGCCUUUAAAUCAGAGAAACCUCGUAUCCAUGACAGGGUGUGUUUUGGAUGCUGGGAAGUGUUUCUGCUGCACCUCGGUGGCUUUUAGUACCACACUCCAGCUUCAUGGCUUAGUUGGCACCAUCCACAGAUGUAUUUGCACAGACUUUGUGUUUGAUGGUUUGUUUUUUUACUGGUGGUCAGAGUGUUGGCGUGUAAACAUCAGUGCUUAUUAGUGACAGUAGUUUGCUUUUGGAGGAGAUAAAUCCCUGCUGAAAAACGUGGCGUUUUCCCUAUAUAAAAUGAGUUGUCCUCCAUGGCAGGGGUGUUCUUCUGGGAAGUCUGGGCCUGGCUGGGGCAGAGAGGGGGUCACCUCAAAGAACUCUACUGAGAUCCAAAUGAUUUCAAGGAUCAGAAAAGCCUUGGUGAGGUCCAACAGCCGCUUCCUCACAAGAAAAUAGUGCAUCAGAAGGGAGUAAAUUGUGCACACUGAUAAUGGUGAUAAAUCCACUGAACUAACACCCCCCAGCUUCCCUCUAUCCUCAUCCAUAGAGGAUUGCUCUGCAUCCUCAGGCUGUGGUUGGUGGCAACUCAGGAGAGCAAAUGUGGUACCCAUAAAUCUCGUGUAACCCCCUUGACUCCCAUGGAGCUCCUCUGACUUUACAUCCAUGUAACCAAGAGGAAAAACCAUCUCCCUACCUCAGCAUAAAUAUAAAUAUAUAUUAAUGAUGUAACUGUUCCCAGGGGGAUGCUCAGAGAUGGAGGUUGGUAGGGGAGAGGAAGAAUCAGGUCCAUGCAGGUGAGUUUUCUCCUUGCUGGUGUCUGGGGAGGCUGAGAUGCAACUAGUUGGUGAGGAGGGGUCGUCAGGAGGGCUGGUGGCUUUCCUCUGCCCUUUGGCUUUAGCACAGAUGGUUUGGGAAGGAGGUUGGCACAGCAGUGCCUGAGCUGCUUGCUCUGGAAACACCACACCAUUUAUAAAGUAACCAAGCUUUUGAAGUGCCUAAUUUUUCAAUUGUUUGAUAGUUUUUCUCACUGCUGAGACAAUAUUUUUUAAUGUUUUUGUUUCUUUUACCCCCUCUCCUUUCUGCAAAUAUUUGCGGUGGAGGUUUGUGGGCAGUUCAAAUCCAGGCAAGAUAUAUAUAGCUCCUGACAGCCCCCGCUGGCUGGUGGCUCUUGUGAGCCUCAGCCAAAAGGUUGGCCUGAGACCUGCUCCUGUGGGACCAAGUCCAAGGGGGUGUUAAUACCAGUGACUCUCGGUUCUUGUGGCUUUUGUUCAUCCACAACUGCAGGGAACAGAGAGAUGUCACGCACCUCAGGCCUGGAGGUGGCUGACGGGGAGCAGGGUGAUGGGUUGGGUCUUGCAGUGCUUCACCCCGACCCCAGUGCUGUGUGCUGUGCACUGUGCUCUGCUGAGGCUCUGUCCUGAAUCCCACCGUGGCUUUGCUGGUCCUGGGGGGAAGAGCAGUGGCUCAGUCAUUGCAGUUUUGUAGCGUGGAUCACUACAGUAAAUGAAGAAGAUUUGGUGAGAGCGCAGAGGCCGCUGCUGGCAGUGAUGCCAUCCAUGGUUUUGCCCAUGUGGGAAUCAGUCCUGGCUCUCCUGGCUGCAGGUACCUCUUCCAGAACAGGCGUGUUUGGUGGGACAGCAAACUUCAGCCCCCUGAGGUGAGCCCAGCAGCAGUGGGGCCCUUUGUGCUCUCACCCCUGGUGACACUGCUGUGCCAGCUGCUCUUCUAAAGGAGCACCUGUUCCCUUCCUGGGCAGACAACCUCUGGAGGACAGCAGGAGGGAAAAGGAUGGAGUCAGACCCUCUUUCUGUUUGCCUCAGGAGAUGGAAGGCAGCCAGGGGCUGCUCCAAGGGGAUGUGUGGGGCAAGGCUGAAGGGGAGCGGGGCUGGGGCUCUUGGUAGGUAACUGUGUUGCUCCCCCUGGGAAAGUGCAUCAGCCUCACUGCUCAGCUGUUGCAUUGCUUAUUGCUCCCAGAGGAGUGUUUCCAGAGCAAAAGCACCACUUCUCCCUUUAUGGAUCCCUGCAUGCCAACUGCAAGGGCUGCCUGUCCAUCCCCAUGUAGAUUUGGAGAUUGCACCCAAACGCUGGAAUGAGGCUUGGGCAACAACCAUCGGAGCCAUUGCAAAUGUUUAGAGGUUUAGAUUAGAUAUUAGGAAAAAAAAUUCAUGGAAAGGGUUGUAAAGCAUUGGAACAGACUGCCCAGGGAGGUAGUAGAGUUGCCAUCCCUUGAAGUGUUCAAAAAAUGUGUGGAUAAGGCACUUGAGGAGACAGUUUCAUGGUGAACAUGGUGGUGGUGCUGGGCUGACAGUAGGACUUGAUGGUCUUUUCCAGCCUUAAUGAUUCUAUGACUCUCAAUGGAAGUGGUGGGUGUGAAAGCCUUUUCCAGGCAGGGAGGUUCCCUCACCUGAGUUGUUGCAGCCCUGCCAUGUUGGGGAGCAACACAGGGACAUGUCAGCAAAGGGCAUGAAGCAGUAAAUCCUGCCUGUGGAGGCAGGUAAGUGGGGCACUGGCUGCAGAAUGGCGGCAGCCCAGUCCAGCCCUCAUCUCUGAAGCUGGUCCUCGGCUGAGCAUCACCCUCUAAUGCCAUAGAAAUAGUCCAGGAAAAAUGUAUUUCUGAUCAGUUGCCUCUUGCCUGAGCUGAUUUUUGGCCACAUGUAAACUUUAUAAAUAUGAGACUAGAGGUUGAACAUGGACAAAUAUGAAUUCAGUAGGCUCAGAGUGAUUUUAAUGGAUAAUUAUAGGUUCUUAUUCUGCAGUAUUUAUACAACCUUUCCAGUUAAAAAAAAAACACAACAGUUUCCAUGCAGUGUAUAUUCUCCUGGAGGAUUUGUUUGACCUUGGGCACCAUUUUUAUCCGCAGGAUAUAAUUACAGUGAAACUAGAAAUAUUAAGCAUUUGAAAAAGACUAUGUAUCUAUGCUUAACUGACUCCUUCCCCUCAGACACUGGAAUGUAAUCGUGCAGGAGCAGGGAAACAUGGACCAAUCCCAUUUAACUUGGAAGCACUGGGACUGUGAUUCAGGGAAGCACACCUGCUUGGGACAGGACUGGUGUGUGUGCCUUGAGCUCUGUAAAACCAAAGCCUGUGCUUAAGCCAUUGCCUGCACUACGUCCUGAAGCCCCCUGUCCAGUGGAGCUCCACAGCAGGAAUAGUCAAAAGCAAAAUGGCUUUAUGCCUAGUUUAACUGCCUAGUGACCAGGGGUGCUUCUGGCCUAGAAAUAAUUCCCCAUAAUCACAGAUUUCAUCCUUUAUUCUUUUAAGGAAUAAUUAAUUUUUAAUUCUCUUAAAAUAGGGGUUUUGUCUAACCACACACCCCAUUUUUUUUUAACGUAUUUCAAAUCCAAUGAUAGAAGGGAAAUAACUAUCCUCUGGAAGAGAGAAGGGUGUUCAUAUGGAAAAGGGCUUGAUUCAGGCUUGUAGCAUCUUCUCCCUGGCAUAGUUGUGUUGAUUCUGGUCAGCACUGGCAGACAGAACCACGUUUUCUUUGCCUGUUGGCUGAUGCUUGGCAUACUCAUAAGGAAAAGACUGCAAAGGUAUUGAAAGUGAAGCCCAGGCCUUGAGCCCUCUGCUCAAGUUCGAGUGCCAGUGACUCCUGGGUGUUUUUGCACUGUGUGGGUUUUAACUCAGGUUGUGGUUACACAGCUGUCACUGGGUGAUGCUGCAUUGAUUUAUCGGUCACACUCCUGUCGCAAAACAAGCAGCUCCUUUUACAGUUUUAAGCCUUAUGCCACAAACCCAAAAGUGGUAUUUAGGGACAGUCACCUGUGCUGGCCCCCACGUAACAGCAGGCACAAGCUCUGCUGUUGGCAGCACUGCCUCUCCAGGGAGAGACAGAGAGGCUGAGGCAUCACUUAGGACCCCUGGGGGAUCUGGGUCCCAGAGGGCCACAGCAGGGCAAAUGGAGCAGAGCACCUUGGAGUGUUGAUGGGGUGCCACAGCUUUGGUCUCCAGACUUAACAGGAGUUUUGCCGUGAGCCUCGACUUUUUGUGCUUGUCUUGAUAGCAGCAUUUGCAGUUACAUCAAAACCCCCAUGACCUAUGUUAAUGUGACAGAUACGUCAUAAAUACCAGUCCAGCUCAUACUCUUAUUGGAACAAACCUGGUGGGAAAUGUCAAAGUUUCCUGCCAAGCAUGUAGUGAGCUCUGAAAUCCAAGUGCCUUCUCUUUUGUCUGUGGUAGAGCAGCAGGGCCAUGUGCCAGGGAGAAAAAAAACUAAGUGGGGCAACAGCAAUGAGAGUCUGGGUAUUUCAGAGAGGUUGUCACCUGAAAUGGGGCGGUACCACUGGGUUUGAAAGAUGGUCAGACAGAAGGGCUGUCACAUGAACCUUGGCUGGGUGGUCCCACCACAUUGCUUGCUGUGUCCCCUGUCCUGUGUGCAACUAGAGUUAUGGUGUGAAUUUUUCUCUCUUCACAUCACACUCUGGGAGGUGAGUGGGUGGGAAAACCUGUGUGGGCAAAACCAAGCACUGGUCUUUGAGAGCAGUGUGGUUCUUCUUUUAAGUCACCAUGACCAGCAGAUGGAGAGACUACGUGUGUCUCACUGGAAUUAGAGCAGCUCUUCUGGCAUCAGGGAUCCCUUUAUGGCUAUGUGGGGCCUGAAUGGAGAUGCUGGGUGGCAGGAGCAGAGUGUAGCAGUAUGCUCACUGUGGGAGUGCAUCCUCCCUGAAAACACAACAAGGAGAGGAGUUGGGGGCUAACUGUUCAUGGACGAGGUGUUUGUGAUGGUCAGGAGCUUGUGACCUCAUGUGGUGGUGGGAGAGUUUUAUCUUUGAAUUAAUGAGUGGUAAAAGAGCAAGGUGUUCCACCAGGCUGGUGUGUGUGACACCUUUCAACUUUGUCAUAAACUGGUUUAUGUCUUUCAAGGUAAAACCAGCUGCAUUCAGCUUUUUGAAGCUCUUUAUUCCUAGUACAGAGUGUUGUGAGAUACAUAGA